Messenger RNA from Didymodactylos carnosus, 330 nucleotides. Lineage: Eukaryota; Metazoa; Rotifera; Eurotatoria; Philodinida; Philodinidae. The record is from the annotation of a GenBank genome assembly.
AUGAUCAAAUUAGUUUUUAAAAUCAAAACUACUUACCAAGCUGAACAGUUUUCAAGAAACAAGAUACGUAUUGAUUCUGAAUUAUAUGAAUUUUGUUCAAAAUAUGGAAUCGUGAAACAAUUGAAAAAUGAAACAGAUUAUUAUUUGGUUCAAUUUGACGAUUAUGAUUCGUGCGAUUAUUUAAUAAUAGACAAUUACUACAAACAAUUUCAGCUGUUGAAUUUAGAUAUAGAAAUUGUUAGAAUGUAUGAUGAUGAAAUAGAUUAUCAACGUGAAUAUGAACGACAAAUGAAGCACAAAAAUGAACAUCAUUAUGAAAAUAGAUAUUGA